Messenger RNA from Nymphaea colorata (pocket water lily), 1741 nucleotides. RefSeq names its product cyclin-A3-1-like. Gene Ontology annotation, cellular component: nucleus; cytoplasm; cyclin-dependent protein kinase holoenzyme complex. NCBI's taxonomy places the organism in Eukaryota, Viridiplantae, Streptophyta, Magnoliopsida, Nymphaeales, Nymphaeaceae. The record is from RefSeq and is a predicted model, not a curated record. The transcript has 8 exons. The coding region runs from base 187 to 1377 and encodes 396 amino acids. Gene Ontology annotation, molecular function: cyclin-dependent protein serine/threonine kinase regulator activity. Gene Ontology annotation, biological process: regulation of cyclin-dependent protein serine/threonine kinase activity; mitotic cell cycle phase transition.
CAAAAAAUUUGAAUCAGCAAAAGCGAAAACGAAGAGAGGGAGAAGAUGAAAUGAAAAAGAGCGCCAUUUCCUUCGUACCGGCCCUCGCUCGUUCUGCGAUCGUUCAAAAGGAGGCCCCCUCUCUCCUUUCCUCCACUCUCUUCCCCUUCUUCUUGCUCUUGGUAGAGUCGCCCGACCGCCAUAGCCAUGUCCUGCGACCAAGAGAACCGAGCACCAGUCACGCGGGCAAGGGCCAAGAGAGCCGCUGACUCCUCUGCUGCCACCGUUCCUCCGCAGAAGAAACGCGCCGCGUUGGCCGAGCUCACCAACCUCAUCGACGCCUCUUCUAGCGCCCCUGCUCGAUCCAGAAGGAAGUCGACCAAGGCCUUCGCUGGAGUUGAUCUUGGUGGUAAACCCCAAACAUCCGGUGCCGCAUCUCGGCAGAAGAAGCGCGUCGUCUUGGGCGAGCUCCCUGAACUCGCCCGUUCAUCGUCUGGUGCGGCAGGCCGAACCAGGAGAAAGGCGGGGAAGUCGCGCACUCGGGACGACAAUGCCGACCCCCUCGACGAUGACCCUCAAAUGUGUCGGCCUUAUGCGUCCGAUAUCUAUGAGUUUCUUCGGUCCUCGGAGGUCAAAAGAAGGCCAUCCUCUAAUUACAUGGAGUCCGUUCAGAACGAUAUUACUGCAAAUAUGAGAUCGAUUUUGGUGGAUUGGUUAGUCGAAGUUGCAGAAGAGUACAAGCUUGUUGCUGAUACUCUGUACCUCACCAUCUCCUACGUCGAUCGGUUUCUCUCCGCUAACGCGCUUAACAGACAGAAACUUCAACUGUUGGGUGUUUCUUGCAUGCUUAUUGCAUCCAAGUACGAAGAGAUUAGUCCUCCCCAUGUCGAAGAUUUCUGCUAUAUAACUGAUAAUACCUACACUAAGGAGGAGCUGGUGGAGAUGGAAAGCAAAAUACUCACCUUUUUUAAAUUUGAGUUGAGCAAUCCAACAAUCAAAACCUUCUUAAGGCGAUUCGUAAUGGCUGCUGAAGGAAAUAACAAGUCCCCAAAUCUGUUGCUGGAAUUUUUAUGCAAUUUCCUGGCUGAAUUAAGCUUAUUAGAGUAUGGCUGCCUUGAGUUCUUGCCUUCACAGAUUGCAGCGUCAAUUUUGUUUGUUGCAAGAUUCAUCAUCAAUCCAAAAACACAUCCUUGGACAAUGGUUCUGCAAAAUGACACCGGAUAUAAACCAUCUGAGCUCAAGGAUUGUGCCCAUAUCAUACAUGACCUGCAAUUGAACAAAAGGCAAUCCACCUUACUAGCAGUGAGGGAGAAAUACAAUCAGCACAAGUUCAAAUGCGUCUCAACGUUAAAUUCUCCUGAAGAGAUUCCGUCAAGUUUCUUUGAGGACCUCAAGUGAUGAAUGGCGCAGUAAAGUUUGUGGUUGUGAAGUUCAGGAAUUGAGGUGGUGUGAAGGCUUCAAUCUGUACAGUUUUUUGCAGAUGCUUAUGCAAGUGAGAUUCAUUCAAUGGAGAAUUAUUAGGUAGUAAGUUGGGACUUUAAGUGUACUGCACGAAAGCCCUUGUUUAUGAAAUUGUCAGAGAGGCAACCACUUGGGCCUCUUAUGGGAGGGGAUGUUUCUGCUCAUUCUCCACUUACUGGUCAAUCAGCCAGUGAUUAACGAAGUUGUUAAUGCUAACGUAAGAAAACUUGCAACAUGGGGCUAGAUCAUCCUUUUGUAGUAUGACGCAAUUUUGCAUGCCUUGGGUGAGGUUUGAAGUUCA